Messenger RNA from Neurospora tetrasperma FGSC 2508, 878 nucleotides. RefSeq lists its product as uncharacterized. NCBI's taxonomy places the organism in Eukaryota, Fungi, Ascomycota, Sordariomycetes, Sordariales, Sordariaceae. Gene Ontology annotation, biological process: lipid metabolic process. Gene Ontology annotation, molecular function: phosphoric diester hydrolase activity. The transcript has 5 exons. The record is from RefSeq and is a predicted model, not a curated record. The coding region runs from base 1 to 792 and encodes 263 amino acids.
AUGGGAGCUUUCCAAGGAGCUGUGGACGUCGGUGCACAUGCGAUCGAGACUGAUUUGCACUUGACCAAAGAUGGGGUUGUCGUACUUGUACAUGAUCCGUCCCUCAAACGAUGUUUUGGCAUAGAUAAAAAGGUUUCGGAGUGUGACUGGGGCUACUUGAGUACGUUGAGGACUAUCAGGGAGCCACAGCAAUCAAUCCCGAGGUUGCAAGAUCUGCUAGAGUAUCUAGGGCAACCUGGUUUAGAGUCAGUGUGGGUGUUGUUGGAUAUCAAAAUCGACGAUGAUCCGGACGUCUUACUGAGCACCACAGUCAAAACGAUUGAAUCUGUGCCGACGACACGAGCCUGGAAAGAGAGAGUAGUCCUCGGUUGCUGGAAUGAAAAUUACAUCAACGUAGCCAAAUCCUACUUCCCCUCCUACCGAUUCGCCUACAUCGGCUUCUCCCUCCCUUACGCCUCCCGUUUCCUCUCCGAAGCCCACUCCGAAGUCGACUUCAACCUCAUGCAGCACAUGCUCGUCGGUCCCAUCGGCGCCCGCUUCAUCAGCAAGAUCCGCAAGGCGCAACGGAAGCUCUACAUCUGGACGGUUAACGAGGAACGGUGGAUGGAAUGGGGGAUACGGAAGGGGGUGGAUGGGGUCAUCACGGAUGAUCCAAAGUUGUUUUUGGAGGGGAGGAGAAUUGAAGAAUGUCAAGAUGCAUGUGAAUGCGUUCAUGCUGCAGAUCUUGGCGGUUAUGUUUAUUUGGGUUUAUUGGCCAAGGUUGGCAACGAAGGGAAAGAGGAAACAGGAUAAGGAAGGGCCUACGACGGUGGUAUGAAUAAAGCGUGGCUGAUGAACAAGUGGUGGCGUUUGGGGAGACGAGGUAAUGAUUAAUGGGG